AGAAUACACAUGCAGCGAAUUCAUAAUUGUUUUGCACUAUCAUCCUGGUCCGACCUUGUUAGAUUAGACAUCGUUGCGGAGUAUACACAAUUCCCUAACUUGAUUACAUUGGCGAAUCACCAUCAGGAAAAAAUACACCAUGAUCAGAUGUCUCCACAAAAUUUUGAGAGCAGCAUUUGUACUUCCGUUUACAGCGGGACUUAUUAAGGACCGGAGAAAUGGCAGUUAUGCAGUACAUGAUGGCAGUAUAUCCGGGGUCGUUUUAUUAACAACUAUAGUUAUAAUUGUUGUUGUCACAAGUAUAGCUCUUCCAAUCGAAAAUUCCAGAUAUUUAAUGAUUGGUUUGUUAUUUCUUGCUACAUUUAGUUUAAUUUUCUGCAGUGUGUUAGUAUACUAUCGUAGCCAUUGGAAAUAUCCAAGGAAACCAAGAGUAACAGACAAGUUAAAGAUAAUAUUUCUUUGGGGUUUUUGCAUUGGAAAUAUUGUAUACUUAGCAACGAAAUUAGCAGUAAAUAUCCAGUGUGACCAAUACCCGUCGCUGGUUGAACCUAUAUUAUACUACAUUUUCAUUUGGGUAUUUGAUAUCAGUCAAACAGCAUUUAUUCAUUAUUUUUCCAGAUUCAGAUUUGCUAGUAUGACUUAUUUUUACUAUAUACUUAUGUUUAUGUUUGUGGCCAAUAUAUCUGCAUGGACACACAGAACUAUUGACAUGUAUUAUGAUGAUCAAAUGCUGACUAUACUCGAGAAAAAUCAAACCGAUAAUACAUGUAACAAUAAAACGACAGCUUAUCAGACAGUUGCCAUCCUAAAGCCUUUCUUAGAACCAUUGUUACUAGAAUACUGUUUACUCUGUAUGAUUUUCAUCUCGGAGAUGUGGCCUAAGUAUAUAACAGAAACAAAAGAUCAAGCAGAUUUACAUGCUUAUGAUUCAGCAUCACAUCAACAAAGCUGUGAAAAUCAGCCACUUCUUUCCAGCAGACCGUUAACCUUAUCAACAUCACACCAUUCUACAAAUAAAAAAUCGCUGUGUUGCGUAGUUUUUGGUAUUCUAUAUACACUUUCAUAUAGUAUAAUGCAAUGCGUUUUUCUUUAUGUGGAUGAACUUAAACCAUAUCACCUGAUAAACAGUAUUUAUUCUCUUUUUGGAAAUUUCGUAACAAUUCUUAUGAUCAUCAAAUGUUUUUAUGAAUUGUCUGGUCAGCUACAGCCUAAGAAAACACCAAGAACCACUAUGAAUAUGAAACAUUUCAUUAUAUUGACCACAUCUCUCGCCACAUGUGGCUUCUUCCUCUUUCAGUUAAUUGGUGCAAAAUACCACAAUACCAGGGAUAACGUGAAUGUUGUAAUACGAUUAACUGCAACAAUACUACAAACAACAUUCAUAUUACAGAUGAAGCAAUACCGGAAAUGUGGAAACAUGAAUUCGUACUUUUCAAUUCGUAAUGUUUUUUCAUUUGUUUGCAUCAUAAAUUUUGGGAUGUGGUUUUACUAUACAUUUGUAUCUGCACAACACGAGUUUUUCCAAAGAUACAGGCAUCCUAUGUUUGACAGACACACAAGCUUAGCAGUUAAGCAUUUUUGGUUUCCUUUUCUUAUUUUCUACCACUUUGAAUGUUUUUUGACAUUCUAUCGUUUUUUUAAGGAAUGAAGUAUUUUAUUUUAUAUCCUCCUAUGUUUGAAUCAUAUACUGCGGUUUUUGCUAAUCAAAAUUCUGUAUUUAGAACUGCAGGUUGAACGGCAAAAUGUUGCUACAUAUCCUUGUUUAGUUUUUUUUUGUUGUUCCAGCUUCUGUUGGGAUAUUUCUUGUUUUCAUGUCACUGUUUUCCAGCAUUUAGUAUGCUUUAAUUUAUUGAAUUAUUUAUUUAUUUUACAUUAUCAAAACAUUUUUUUUUACAUUUGUAAAAAAAUUCCCGGCGUUUUUCCUUUGUUGCAAUUCAAUACUUCGUCUUUUCUGAGAUUUUUCAUAUUUUUGGUGAAAGUAAAUUAAAAUAAUAGCAAAACAUUGUAAAAAAAACUAAGACCAGCCAUGCGAGACACUCGUUAAUGGGUAGUCAAGGUCAUGAAACACCCAGUAGAAAUUGGUUUGGUUGAAGAAGUAAAGAAUAAUAGUUAUUUGUUUUUCAUUUAUUGUUUUAACAUAAAUCAGACUGUUGGUUUUAUUUUGAAUUGAUUCAAAUUUUGUCAUACAAGGGCCUGUUAUAGCUUACUUUACGGUAUGAGUUUUGCUCAUUGUUGAAUUCCUUAAGUUGACCUCUACUUUCUUACAUCCACGUCCUUUGGUAUCUUGCGGAUAUUUCAAGUGUCUCAUUGGCAAUCAUACCACAACUAUUUAUGUUUAUAUAUUGUUUUAUUUGAAUAACAGAAUAUGCAUGUUUAAAGCUGAUUAGGCUAAGUUUUACCCAGAAAAAAGCUCAAGAUAAGGAAACUACGCCCUUUACUUAAGUGAUAUGCACAAAUCAUCUUUAUCUUUUUCCUUACUGGGAUCAUGAUUGGUAAAAUUAGAGAGAGACAUCUCGCUCACUGAUAUUACUAUGACACACGAGAAAACACUUAAUAUCAUUCUUAAAUGUAAUUUAUCUAUGAGAGUUCUUUGAAAAAAAUUAAAUAAUAAUAUCAAUAAAAAAUUUUGCGGUAUUGCGGACAAUGGAAACCUAAGUACCUUUUAAUCAAAUUAUAUUAUUUUUGUUAAAUUUCUUUGUUUUUUAAUAUUUUUUAAAUAUUCACCAUUUCAUGUAACAAGUAUCAUGAAAUUUCUAACACAUCACGUAUGAUCACCAAUAUGGGAGGCUCACAGGGGUAGUCAUAUAUUGUCAUCCCACUUUUUCUCUCAUUCUCCAACUGAACAAGAAUAUAUAUAUAUAGUGUUCACUAUUUUUGCGUGCAAGCAAUUUGUUUUUUUCACGUGUAAACCUAUGUAAAUAUAUUGAACGCAAAUUCUUAAAAAUAGUAAACAGACUCCAAACAAAAGAGUAUUGCAUAUCCAAUAAUGAUUUUUUCUUACUGAAAAUAAAUAUUACUACUGACAUAGCUUUUGUGCAAAAAACUAACAUCGAAUUACGUAACCUGUAGCAUAUUUUCAUUGAAAAGAAUGUUUUUAAAUGCUGAUAUAAUUCUUAACUCAUGAAGAUUAAAUUGUCCUGUAUAAAGAUUUCGUCAUGCGGCUUCAUCAUGCUAGAUAUCAUUAUAUUGUCAUCAAUUAUGCUUCAACUAGUGAGAAAAACGAAAUGAGACUUUGCGGAGGAUAUGUGAAUGGUUUAUAUAUAACAAACCAAUAUUUAUAACAGAUAUUCAUUUUCUCACAACAAAUCAUAUAUAAUUGUUUUGGAUAACUGAGAUUGGAUUGUUUCCCUUUGUAUAGCUUAAUCAUUUGAAGUAAAAACUAAAAUUUUAUUUGCAUAGCAACUAUAUGCAAACGUAUUUAAUUAACAUUGAGUCAGUCGGCUUCGCCUAAAACUUACUUUUUUCAGUUAAGGGUAAAUAACAUAUGAAAAAUUUGAAUGAUAGAUCAUUAAAAUUGUUUAUAAACAUUCUUCAAGUAAUCAUGUAUUUUAUAAUACUUAGCCUUUAGUUCAAAUACCUGUCCCUGUUUCAAACUCGGAAUGGCGACAGAGGGAAAGUUUCCCCAAAAUUAAAUGACAAACUUAUGGUAAUUAUUUCAGUUAUAAUACUGUUUCUUGGAGUCAAUGGGACUUGCUAUGUAUUUGCAUAGACAAAGCCACAUGGAAGCCCUCAGAAAGAAAAAGAACAAGGGCUUUAAUGCUUCUAUAAGACUGACAUACUCCUAUGCAUAUAUUUAAUUGAACGUCCUGAAUUGAUCAGUUUGGACAUGCCUUCGUCGAAUAAAUUCUACAAUGCUGGACGCGCGUACGUCCCCUUGGGAUUUGUUCGUGUGCAUUUGUACUUCGUUACCGAAAUAUUUCACCAUUUUAUGAAUAUUGCAUUAUUUUGCCUAAAAUACACUUUUUCAAGCUUAAUGUCAGUGUAGUAUAUCUGGUGCCCCACUAGUCACAUCUAUAACAUUGGAAUCUGUCAACGAACUUUACUAAAAUUUUCAGACCAAGUUGUAUCGACAACUUUCUGCUACAAACAAUGCAUGGCUCAUCAUCUUCAACAUCAUCCUGAAUUCUUGAUCAAGCCGAGAGGGUUUAGCUUUAUUCAUAAUCGGCCCUUUUCCCAUAUUAUGAAUUUACUUUCACCGUGUUUCGACUUUUUCAACAAACUAUUGAUUAAUGUAUUUGAUUAAAUGUGUUUCUAACUUGUUUUUUUUUAAGUGGUCGGAGUUGUUUCAGUCUGCCUGUUUGCUAGAACUAGCAGUGGUUCGAACGUAUAGAUUUGUAUGUUCUCUUCUGUUUCUCUGGAACCUCAGCAGGUUUAGAUGUCAUGUUUUCUUUUUUCUCCACUUAAACCAUGCAAUUCUAAGACAGUCACUCCAGAUGUGGUAGAUUUUUUUAUGACAUUUGAUGAAUAGUUCCUUAACGAUUGUAUGAAUACCGGUCAGCAAAAAAAAAUUAAUGGAAUACGGAUAUAAAAAAAAAUGUUUUCAUGAUCAUGAAUAAAUGAGAAAAUGUA
Mytilus californianus (California mussel) is the source of this 4569-nucleotide messenger RNA. RefSeq lists its product as uncharacterized. The record is from RefSeq and is a predicted model, not a curated record. Gene Ontology annotation, molecular function: proton channel activity. Gene Ontology annotation, biological process: proton transmembrane transport. The transcript is spliced from 2 exons. The coding region runs from base 140 to 1648 and encodes 502 amino acids. Gene Ontology annotation, cellular component: membrane. NCBI's taxonomy places the organism in Eukaryota, Metazoa, Mollusca, Bivalvia, Mytilida, Mytilidae.